AUGUCAUACACUCUAUCUAUUAUUGCAUUUGGAUUUUCAUACUAUGAGAUUGCUACAUUUUGUUUAGUUAUCGUACUCAAAUAUAUUCUGGGUUCACUUUCUUGGGCAGGUUUUCCAUUUCCUUUAUACUUAUGCCGUUACGGUAGAUAUAAGCUCCUUCAUGAGUUUGCCCAAGUAUUUCAGGACAAGGUCAUUGUUACCACCAAGCACAAUGAUGAUGAGCAGUAUGUGUGGGAGCCGCUUCGAUUCAAUGUUUAUGGUAUGUGGAGUGAUGAAUGA
This is a messenger RNA of Prunus armeniaca (apricot), 279 nucleotides long. The record is from the annotation of a GenBank genome assembly. NCBI's taxonomy places the organism in Eukaryota, Viridiplantae, Streptophyta, Magnoliopsida, Rosales, Rosaceae.